This is a messenger RNA of Apis florea (little honeybee), 1244 nucleotides long. RefSeq lists its product as uncharacterized. Lineage: Eukaryota; Metazoa; Arthropoda; Insecta; Hymenoptera; Apidae. The record is from RefSeq and is a predicted model, not a curated record.
AGUCUCUUCAUUCUAUACGAGGCGACAGUCUAUGUGUACGGUCAGUAGUAUCGCGGGUUUGGUACACAACUAUCACUGAACGAACAACCAGAGAUAGCACGCGUGUAUUUUAUUAGAAUUACGGGAAAAUCGGCAAACUCUAGGAAACGCGAAUAAAAUCGCUUCACGAGAACGACCAGCGUUCCUCGAGCCAACCACAGCCGCGAACCAUAACCACAUCCUUUGCUAUCUAGUAGUUUGAAUCAAGAAUCAGUGCGCGGGUCUAUCCCGCGUCGAAGUUCGUUUCUCAGAAGAUUUAUUGCCUAAUUCUCGAGAAUAGCAGACGUUUCUAUUGGGAAUUGAAAUUGGGAAGGAAAAACGAAAAGGAUCUAUCAACAGGAAGAAAUUUGACACCAUCUUCGUUCGUCUUAUCAGGCGAUAGCCUUCACGUGCUUCGUUUUUUGGAAGAAGAAUUGAUUAUCUACACGACAGGAUGAAGCUAGUAUUCUUAGUGACUUUGCUGGCGGUUCUGUACACCGUCCAAUAUUCCAAUAGUGCGGCAGUCAGAUCGGAGGAAUUUGCCGAACAAUUACGCAGGAUUGUUCAUGAAAUGCAUCCCGAUAACCUGAGAACGCAAAGAGCAACCGAAAGCGGAAAUGACGACCGUCCGAAACGGAAUUGUUAUGAUACACCCUGCGGAUGGAAUACAUACAAUCCUGUCACUCGGCGAAGCACGAUUUUCAUGCCGAAUACAUGCAAGUGUCCUGAUGAAACGUAUAAGUGUGUGCGCACUGGAGAAAAUGUAUCUAUGAGUGCAUACGUAUAUCACUGCCGUCAAAAUACGACAGCGGAUGACAUCGAAGGCGAGACAGCCGAAGAUAUGGAUUAUCUUAGUUAAGAAACAUGAUAAACAAACAUACCUGAAUGACAAAUGCCUUCUCAAACAACCGUGGUCAUGGUGGUUAUCACCGUCCUUGCUGUCUCAUCAUUGAACGAAGUGAAUUUUCCGUUUUUCAAAAAAACACUUUGACACUCUGUUUAAAUAUUAUGUCAACUAUUACACUCGCGUACAUAAAUCUAUAACAAAAAACAUGUCACAAUAUCACAAAUUAUAUAUAUUAAAUAAUUUUAUGCGGCCUGUCUAAGUGCUAUUAAUAUUUGAACGAACACUGCGGAAACGAAAUCAAAUAUCGGUUCGAUAUUUAAAAUCAAAUAUGGCCGCGAUAUAAUUCGAUAUAUUUCGAUAAUCGAAAUUAGAGACAAGA